CAAUAAAUAAAAAUGCCUUAAUCUUUCACGUAAAAUUCCCCCUUCUAGUUUCUCUUCUCUCACUCAUGGCUUCCAAAUUCCGCAUUAACCAGCUCCGAGCUCUAAGCUCCACCGUCUUCCAUGGCAUCGGAGAUUCCCGUUACCAACAUUCAAUUCGAGCACCACGAAAUCUGUAUCAUAUCAGGCACUUCUCUGACGCCUCAUCGCCGCAGCUCUCUCCCGCCGGUUCUUCUUUAGCACCGCCUCAAAAUGCUGAGCUACAAACUGCAUCUCGACCUGAGAAAAUAGACAGAAACGCUUCUACUACCUCGUCUGUGAAUCAGCUCGAGCUUUCCAAAUUCGCCGCCAUUGCUGACACCUGGUGGGACUCCGAAGGGCCAUUUAAGCCCCUACAUGCGUUGAAUCCUACAAGAGUCUCAUUUAUCAGAUCCACUCUUUGCCGUCAUUUUAGGAGGGACCCUUGUUCAGUUAGGCCUUUUGAAGGACUGAAAUUUGUUGAUGUUGGUUGUGGUGGUGGAAUUCUCUCUGAGCCUUUAGCUCGAAUGGGAGCAACUGUGACAGGAAUUGAUAUUGUGGACAAAAACAUCAAGAUUGCCCGUGUGCAUGCUGACCUGGAUCCUGUGACAUCAACAAUUGAAUAUUGUUGUACCACAGCUGAAAAUCUGGUAGAGCAGCGAAAGGAGUUUGAUGCUGUCAUCGCUUCAGAGGUAAUCGAGCAUGUGGCAGAUCCUGCUGGAUUUUGUCAGUCCUUGGCAGCAUUGACAGUGCCUAAAGGAGCUACAGUUAUUUCUACCAUUAACCGUUCUAUGAGGGCAUUUGCAACCGCCAUUGUUGCAGCAGAAUACAUUCUUCGUUGGCUUCCUAAAGGUACGCAUCAGUGGUCGAGCUUACUUACCCCUGAAGAAUUGGUUCUGAUAUUACAACGCGCCUCUAUUUCAGUGGAAGAGAUGGCCGGAUUUGUGUACAAUCCCUUAACUGGCCAAUGGUCCCUUUCAGAUGAUAUCAGUGUAAAUUACAUCGCGUAUGGUACAAAAAAUAGCCGGCAAACUGACUAACAAAGGUGUGUAAUCUCAAUUCUCAGUUAGCUUCCCUCUAGGCAUUCCCUCAAACACUUAUGUUUUUCUUUGUGGCAUAUGAAACUUAUCAAUCUCAUAUUUAAGCAAUUUGCUUGAGCUUUGUGAUCUUGGCAGGCUCCACUUUUAUCUUACUUUCUUCAAUAAAUCUCCAUUUUGAGCAGAAGGGAAGAAAAAUAUGUUGUGAAUUGCACAUUAUUAUUGAUUAUUACUCUUGAGUGUUUGCUUCACUAAAAAGAUCUUAUAUUUGCUUU
Benincasa hispida (wax gourd) is the source of this 1327-nucleotide messenger RNA. It is a transcript of the gene COQ3, whose product is annotated as coenzyme Q 3. NCBI's taxonomy places the organism in Eukaryota, Viridiplantae, Streptophyta, Magnoliopsida, Cucurbitales, Cucurbitaceae. Gene Ontology annotation, biological process: ubiquinone biosynthetic process. Gene Ontology annotation, molecular function: 3-demethylubiquinol 3-O-methyltransferase activity; polyprenyldihydroxybenzoate methyltransferase activity. The record is from RefSeq and is a predicted model, not a curated record. Gene Ontology annotation, cellular component: mitochondrion.